UAAGCACGGCUCGGGCCCGGGGGUUAAGCGUAGAAGUAAGGUACCACCGAGGUUGCCUGUGCCUUCUCUUGGAUAUUUUGUUAUUCGGUCAUUAGUGGGGAGUGGGUACCAUGUGGAACUCCCUGAAGAGAUCGAGGGGUUCAUGUUCACAAGGGCGUCUGGCGGUACCACUUCAGUGAAGGCGUCGGACUCAGAGGAUGUCGACAAAGUGGCAGGCUCACACUCGAAUUUGGAAUCGGAAUCGGAAUCGAAAUCGUUUCAAAGUGUCGGUGGUUCUCAAUCCCAGAUAGGUCAGACACCUGAUCUACUAGAAAGUCUUUACUAUCCUACGUAUAAUCCUUCGGAUGUUACUUGGUCUCCUACGAGUAAAGGCUCCCAUCCGGAUUUGUGGUUCCAUGUUAUAUCUCUCCUUCACCCAAGCAUGCUUCCGAAGCAGUUUGGCAUGAUUCAAAUCCCCUUGGAAGAUCCGCACGUACUCAAAUUCCAAACGAUCGUCCCUACACCUCGAUUCUCCUUACUGACGAUCGCCAAUUUGUCUCAUUCGACCCGCGUGGAUGAUGAGAGUAUCGUGGGGGAUUGAUGUAUUGUCAAGGAGUUUAGGUGUGGUGAAGGAUGAGGAUGAAGGGCCCGUGGCGGGGAAAGGAGAGGGGAAGAAGAAGCU
Molecule: messenger RNA, 661 nt
Organism: Cantharellus anzutake
Lineage: Eukaryota; Fungi; Basidiomycota; Agaricomycetes; Cantharellales; Hydnaceae
Exons: 2
Coding region: 143-580 (145 amino acids)
Source: RefSeq, a predicted model, not a curated record